GAAAAGUCUAAAAUGAUGUGAUCUAAACUCCUCAUUUUCAAGGAAGAAGCCAGGGCCCAGAAAUGGAAAGUGAUCACAGAGCCAGGAAGGUGGCAAAACUGGAACUCGGUCCAGUCUUCCUGGUUUCUAGGGCCCCUCCGUUUUUCACUGAAGGACCUACAGUUGUCUCUACCACCCUUCCCUGCCUUUGGAGAGGCCAGACAAGUGGUCAAGGCUGUCCUGGUCCUUUCUGGUGGGAGCUGACCACCAAAGGGGCUAAUUUUCUAUCAUCUAAACAUACCUCACAGGCUGAGCUUCCUUCCAAUCCUUGUGUUAACCACCAUCCCUCUGUCCCUACAGAUGAAACCGAGUCCUCUGAGACAUUCCUUAACACAGUUGAGCCCUUGGUGCCCCUGGAUAAUCACAUCCUUGAGGAAGGGGAACCUUCAAGCCAGGAUCCCAAGGACUUAGAAGAGCUGGAGGACAAUGAGAUCACCAAAAAGAGAUUUUCCUUCCAGGGAGAAAAUAUAGACAACAAAGUCUCCAUGUCUAGCACAGCCCAAGGCAGCAUCUUUGAGAAGACUGAAGUCUUGGCAGCUCUGAUUGCUGGUGGUGCUGUGGGUCUCCUGUUUGCCAUCUUCUUGGUCCUGCUGCUCAUCUACCGAAUGAAAAAGAAGGAUGAAGGCAGCUACGAUCUGGGCAAGAAGCCCAUCUACAAGAAAGCCCCUACCAAUGAGUUCUACGCAUGAGGCAGAGCAUAGACUUUUGGGACUGUAGGGGGGAGGUUGGCACCUAGGUGGGAGGGGGAGGCACUGACCAGCCAGUGUGUCUCCACUGUUUCUUUCUACUUAUUUCCCCCUCUUUCCACAAAGUGGGUGCUUUUACAUUUGGCAGGGUGGGGCUGUUAUAUAAGAGAACAUUUUCUUCAUCCUCAUCCCUCCCACCCCAUUCCCUUCCAGUUCCUCAUAUCUGUCUGAGCCUCAGUUAUUUCAUAUGAAAAAUGGCCAUAAUUUCCCAGCCCAAAAGUCUAGAUAAGGAAAUUCUUGGAAAUCUCUUCUAGCUCUGAUCUUAGGAGCUUAUGAUACCUGGUCUAAUAUUGGGCAUUUUGGAGUCUUAACUUGAGAAGGGACAGUUGGGGGAGGGAGAGGGAAUUACUAGACCCAACCAUUUCUUGGGACAGUGUAGGCAGGGCCCUAUAGGUCUCUCAUAUCUGUCCAGGGCAAGCUAUCCUUUUAUGUUGGGGUGGACCAGCGCUACCCCAUAUCUUCAAGACAUUGUCAUUAGUAAGGGAGAGGGAGAUGGAGCUAUUAACACAUAGAGAUGUUUAUGAACACCUCAUAGCAGUGCUCUACCCUAGGGUGGCAUCAGGGAAAAGAGAUAGUUGGGAAAUAGCAGCUUUUAUCCAAGGAGAAAAUCUGGGCUAAUCUUGACCUGGCCUGUCAAGAACCCCAUUUGUAAUUUCUUUUGUGGGGAUGGGAUGAGCAGGUAGAGAAGGGGGUAUAAACACAGGUGAAUGUUUAUUUAGAAGUGGUUCAUAGAGUUUUCUCUUAAGAGGAAAAAAGAACUUAAAAAUGUUUUUUCCACUUUUUGAAGAGUUCAUUCCUUGGGGUGGAGGCUGCUCCUGCCCUGGUGCAUGGUGGGAGAUGCAGCUUGGGUGGGCCUUCCCUCCAGCAUUUUCCUAGCACCUGCUGUGGCCUGUCUAUUUAUGUGUCUUUAUUUUUUUUUUGUUUUGUUUUGUUUUUGUUUGAAAUGAGGAGAGAGCCUGAGGUGUGAUUUUUAUGAAAAUUUUUUUUAUUAUUUAUAGACACUCCUUACCUCUCUGAUCCCUUCCUUCCUUUUUGAUAUUUCAGACACUGUCCUUAACCUCAACCCCUUCCAAGGUUAUCCUCCCACAUCAAGAAAAGAGGUUCUUGCAGAUCCCAAACUAUGUUGGUGUUGUGGGCAAUGGUGGGCCUUUGUUUAUCUUAGCAUGUAAUAUAUUGUUCCUCUGCCUCAGUUCUAGAUAGAUAUAUUUUUCAAGUAAAGUAUGUGAUUUAAAGAGUAUAAAAUAGGCUGGGUGGGUGAGUGGGAGUUCAUGAGUGGUUGACUUCAGCUCUCCUUUUCCUGACCUCUUCCUUUGGUGCCUUCUUCCAAUUUGGAUGGUGGCAGUUGCGCCAUAGUGUUGAGAGUUGGUUGGCCCUGGUCAGAGAUCCUGGAGGGAGGGGACUUUCCUGGGAUUAAUGAUGGAGGCACAGUCCCAAGCUGUCUUCUUAUGUGAGAGCAGAAAAAUCCCAGGGAGCCAAUCCCAAGGACUUCUGGUGAAGAGAGCAGGGCCUUCUGGGGGCUCCCUUUCCUACCACCACCCUGCUGGCUGGGGUGGGCAGCUCUUCUGAAUCUGCCCUUGUUCUUGCUCCCUUGGGACAGCGGCUCCCUGAUCUGAUUUUUUUUCCCUACCGCUGCCUGCCCCAGGACUCCAGCUGGCUGGGUCUCUUCCCUCUUUGAUUACCUCUUCUCCCUCCCCCCAACUCCCAUUGCCCACUGCUGUGACUGAGUGGUGGGAGUGGGCACCUCCUGUCUUUUUGUAGUUGCUUUUCCUUGUGUCUGUUACGGAUAUUUUGGAUAAAAAUAAAAAGCUUUCUCAAGCCCUCA
Messenger RNA from Gracilinanus agilis (Agile Gracile Mouse Opossum), 2607 nucleotides. It is a transcript of the gene SDC4, whose product is annotated as syndecan 4. Gene Ontology annotation, biological process: cell migration. Lineage: Eukaryota; Metazoa; Chordata; Mammalia; Didelphimorphia; Didelphidae. The transcript has 3 exons. The record is from RefSeq and is a predicted model, not a curated record. Bases 63 to 728 code for a protein of 221 amino acids. Gene Ontology annotation, cellular component: cell surface; membrane.